Molecule: messenger RNA, 1519 nt
Organism: Anopheles coustani
Lineage: Eukaryota; Metazoa; Arthropoda; Insecta; Diptera; Culicidae
Gene: Ost48
Product: dolichyl-diphosphooligosaccharide--protein glycosyltransferase 48 kDa subunit
Exons: 1
Coding region: 24-1397 (457 amino acids)
Cellular component (GO): oligosaccharyltransferase complex; endoplasmic reticulum membrane
Source: RefSeq, a predicted model, not a curated record
AAACAAGUGGAACAUUUAGCAAAAUGUCGGCUUGCAAGCUUGUUGGAUUAGCCGGGAUUGCAAUCCUGUCGGUUCUUUUCCUCGCCCCCGCUGCUGCGGUGGCGGAGCCCGGCGAGACGUUGGUCCUGCUGGACAAUUUGGCCAUCCGUGAAACACAUUCCUUAUUCUUCAAAAGUCUACAAGAACGUGGCUACAAACUCACCUACAAGCUAGCGGAUGACUCCAGUCUCGUGUUAUCGAAGUAUGGCGAAUUCCUGUACCGCCACCUCAUCGUGUUUGCCCCGUCGGUCGAAGAAUUCGGCGGUUCACUGAGCGUGGAGGCCAUAACGGAGUUCAUCGAUAACGGCGGUAAUGUGCUGGUCGCCGGUAGCACCACGUCAGGAGACGCCCUCCGCGAGUUGGCCUCCGAGUGCGGGUUCGAGGUGGACGAGGAGAAUGCGGCUGUUAUCGAUCACUUGAACUAUGACGUGUCCGAUGGUGGCGAUCAUACGACCAUCGUUGCCUCGCCGGAAAACCUGAUCGAUUCGAACAUCAUCGUCGGAAGCCGGUCGUCGGUGGCUCCUCUGCUGUACCGCGGAACCGGCCUGUUGGCGGACCGUGAAAACCCUCUCGUGUUGCAGCUGCUGACGGCAGACAGUACCGCCUACAGCUACGUCCCCGAUGCUCCCAUCAAGGAGUACCCGCAUGCUGUUGGCAAGGGAACGCUGCUGAUAGCUGCCCUGCAGGCCCGCAACAAUGCCCGUGUCGUAUUCUCCGGUUCGCUGUACUUCUUCUCCGACGAGGCGUUCCUGUCCACGGUGCAGCGCGCCCAGGAUGAGCCAGGAAAGAAGGCCGUUCGGUCGGGUAAUCAGGAUGUAGCAACCGCCAUCAGCAAAUGGGUGUUUGGGGAGAACGGCGUCAUCCGGGUGCGCUCGGUCAGUCACCACAAGGACGGAGAAUCUCAACCACCGUCGGCCUACACCGUCACCGAGCCCGUUGUGUACACGAUCGAGAUCGAAACCCGUACCGGCAAUGGCCAGUGGAAGGCGUUCGAGGCUUCCGACGUUCAGCUGGAGUUCGUGCGCAUCGAUCCGUUCGUCCGUACUACGCUUAAACCCGUUGGAGGUGGUCGCUACGAGGCUCGGUUCCUCAUUCCGGACGUGUACGGUGUGUACCAGUUUAAGGUGAACUACGACCGAACCGGGUACACGCAUCUGUACUCCACGACGCAGGUGUCCGUGCGUCCGCUUACACACACGCAGUACGAGCGCUUCAUUCCAAGCGCCUAUCCGUACUACGCCAGCGCCUUCUCGAUGGUCGUCGGUAUGUUCCUGUUCUCCUUCCUGUUCCUUCACUUCAAGGACGAUGGCGUUAAGCAGGGCAAGGGUGGUUCCGGAAACGAAAAGAAGGUCCAGUAGAUGCACAGGGAACGGCUCUGUGCUGCAUUUAAAUGCUAGACUUACCAUACGGCGGAUGCGACCUCAUCACGCCGAGGACAAAUUAGAAAACGAUACGAACAAUAAAACAUACUUAUCUCUCA